AUGGCGGACGAGCGCAUAGUGAAGCAGAAGCUGCGGCGGCUGUUGCAGUCGGUGGAUUUCGAGACGGAGACCCAGCGCUCCAUCACCAAAAAGCUGGAGGAGGAGCUGGGGGUGAACCUGUCGCAGCACAAGCCCAUGAUCAAGGAUGAGAUCGACACCUUCCUCACGGAGCAGCAGGACGCCGAGGACGACGCGGACGACGACUACGAAGCCGAGGCAGCGGCGGCGCCCCCCGCCAAGAAGAAGCUGAAGGGCGCGGGCGGCGGCGCGGCGCCCGCGCCGCCGCAGGGCGACCUGGUGGUGCCGCUGUCGGCCACGCGCUUUGCCACCGUGCGGCAGCUGGGCGGCAGGGCCAUGGUGGAUGUGCGGGAGUUUUAUGAGAAGGAUGGCAAGCUGCAGCCGGGCAGGAAGGGCGUGGCGCUGCAGGCGGCGGCCUGGACAGCGCUGGUGCAGUCGGCGGCGGCGCUGUCUGCUGCGGUGGAGGGUCGGGACCUGGCCUUCUGCCUCGACCUGGGAGCCUCCAAGCGGGCCACAAUCAGCGCAUUCAAGGGGCGGCACAGCGUGGACCUGCGGGAGCAUUACGAGAAGGAUGGGCAGAUGCUGCCUGGCAAAAAGGGCAUCUCUCUGUCGGAGGAGGAGUGGGGCAAGCUGUGCGCCGCGGCAGGCCAGAUUUCCGGCAAGCUGGGGGCCGCAGGCGGCGGCGGUGGCCCCGCCGCCCCGGCAGCGGCGGGGCCCGGCGGCGCGGCAGGGCCGUCGGGCGCGGGCGCUGCGGCGGGGGCCCAGGCGGGCGCUGCGGCGGCAUCUGCGUCUGCGGGCGGUGUGGACCUCAGCAGCAGCCGGCGUGCUGAUGUGAGCAGGUACAAGGGGAGCCUGUACGUCAACAUUCGGGAGUAUUACGAGAAGGACGGCCAGAAGCUGCCCGGCAAGAAGGGCAUCAGCCUGCCGCCAGACCAGUUUGCGUCACUGAGGCAGCGCGCUGCCGACCUGGAUGCCGCUCUGAAGGGGCACAACACUGGCUAUGAGGUGCAGCUGUCCAACAAGCGCAAGGCCAGCAUCAGCAACUUCAAGGGCCGCUUCUUGGUCAACAUCAGGGAAUAUUAUGAGAAGGAUGGGCAGCAGCUGCCGGGGCAGAAGGGGAUCAGCCUGCCGGAGGAACAGUGGGGCAAGCUGCUGGGGGGCCUGCCCGGCCUGGCAGCGGCGCUGGAUGCGGCCUGA
Molecule: messenger RNA, 1215 nt
Organism: Chlorella variabilis
Lineage: Eukaryota; Viridiplantae; Chlorophyta; Trebouxiophyceae; Chlorellales; Chlorellaceae
Exons: 10
Coding region: 1-1215 (404 amino acids)
Biological process (GO): positive regulation of transcription initiation by RNA polymerase II
Molecular function (GO): DNA binding; transcription coactivator activity
Source: RefSeq, a predicted model, not a curated record